This is a messenger RNA of Ficedula albicollis (Collared flycatcher), 1684 nucleotides long. RefSeq names its product La ribonucleoprotein domain family member 6 (gene LARP6). The transcript has 5 exons. Lineage: Eukaryota; Metazoa; Chordata; Aves; Passeriformes; Muscicapidae. The coding region runs from base 1 to 1626 and encodes 541 amino acids. The record is from RefSeq and is a predicted model, not a curated record. Gene Ontology annotation, cellular component: nucleus. Gene Ontology annotation, molecular function: mRNA binding. Gene Ontology annotation, biological process: RNA processing.
AUGUUUACAUUCUCUGGAGCAGCGGCGGAGCCCCAAGCUGUACCAAGAGAAGAGAAGCUGAGACGCUGCUUCCCGGCGAGGAGCCCGCUGUUUUCUGACGAAACCGAAGCGGUCUCUAUUGGGCCGCCAAGGAAAGGGACUCAGCGGCUGCCCGGGGGCGGCAGGGCUGGAUGGAGGAGGGUCGGACCCUCCCGCUGCCGUGCGGGGGAGGGCGCGCCCGAGCUGCGGGCGGGGAGCGGCCCCGUGCAGAUCCGAGUGGCCGUCCAGGACGGGGACGAGGAAGACGAGGAGGAGGAGGGGGGCGGCGGAGCGCCGUGCCCCAGCUGCAGCGAGGAGGAUUCGGGGCGCUGCGGGCGCUCCAGUGGUGGGGAAAAUGAUGAUGACUCUGACCAGAACUGGAAACCACCAGAAAAUGACCUGAUCCAGAAGUUAGUAGCACAGAUUGAAUAUUACUUCUCAGAUGAGAACCUUGAGAAAGAUGCCUUCCUUCUGAAGCAUGUGAGAAGAAAUAAGAUGGGUUAUGUCAGUGUUAAACUCCUCACUUCAUUUAAGAAGGUGAAACACCUUACCCGUGACUGGAGGACCACAGCCUAUGCACUGAAGUACUCAAACACUCUGGAGCUCAAUGAUGAUAACAAAAAGGUUCGAAGAAAUACUCCAGUUCCAGUGUUUCCAAGUGAAAAUGUCCCUACCAGGAUGCUACUGGUACAUGAUAUCCACAUGAUUUCUGAGCUGCAGGCCCUGAACAAAGAAGAAAACGGAUGCAUGCAAGAAAGGAUAAUGGAGCAUCUCCUCAAAGCCUUUGUAACUUUCGGUGUAAUUUCAUCAGUUCGUAUUCUCAAGCCUGGCAGGGAUCUCCCACCUGAUAUCAGGAGGGUCAGCAAUCGAUACACUCAGCUGGGAACCCAGGAAUGUGCAAUUAUAGAAUUUGAAGAAGUAGAAGCUGCCAUACGUGCUCAUGAUUUCAUGUGUGCCGAAAACAAAGAGACCAGCAUGAAAGUUGUCCUAAUAGGCAUGAAACCACCAAAGAAAAAAGUUCCCAAAGACAAGAAUCGUGAUGAAGAUCCCAGCAAGAGCCUUAAGAAGACUCGAUCCCUUAACAAGAGAGUUGAGGAACUUCAGUUUGCUGGUGAUGAAUCUUCAGCAAACAGCUCCUCUGACCCAGAGAGCAAUCCUACGUCCCCACUGUCAGGACGCAAAUGUACCACAACAAAUACUACGAGGAAUUUGAGCCCCAUUGUCCACCCAAACAACCAUUUGAGUCCUAAUAUGUCACCCAGAUCAAGUCCUUGGAACAGUCCAUCUUCACUUAGAAAAGUAACCAAAAAAUCUCCGCUGGCUGAAGACAGCAAGCUUAACCCAAGCACUAGCCCUGAAAUUCCAAGGAAAUACACUGAUUAUUCCUCAGAUAGCAGUAUCACUCCUUCUGGGAGCCCCUGGGUGCAGAGAAGAAAAGCUCAAAAUCUGACACAAGAGAAGAGUCCUGUCAGCAGUCCCAUGUUGGCUCGGAAAAUACAAAAUGCAGACGGUCUCCCUGUCGGGGUGCUGCGGCUGCCCAAAGGUCCUGAUGGCACCAAAGGAUUCCACAAUGGCUGUGAAAGAAGGAAGGCUAUGAAGGGUGAAUAGACUCUUCUUUAAAACAGUUUCACAAGUCAGCCAACUGCUGGUGACCAAGCCUGGUGAA